Molecule: messenger RNA, 1038 nt
Organism: Penicillium coprophilum
Lineage: Eukaryota; Fungi; Ascomycota; Eurotiomycetes; Eurotiales; Aspergillaceae
Product: COG1/VPS51 family protein
Exons: 2
Coding region: 1-1038 (345 amino acids)
Biological process (GO): lysosomal transport; Golgi vesicle transport; retrograde transport, endosome to Golgi
Cellular component (GO): membrane; EARP complex; GARP complex
Source: RefSeq, a predicted model, not a curated record
AUGGUGUCUUUGAUUCCUUUAGGAUCAUACUGGCGCCAAAGUUGGGGAAACACUCAACGCGAAAACAAAAGCACAGACCACCGCUUAAACCCAUUGACCUGGCCCGACUGUCUCACCUCCGACAACUCCGGCACGCCUCCCCCACAAACUCAACACAAUGUCAACUCUAUCAUCCCCACGUCUUUCCAUUGCCUCAUCCCGAGCCCAUUCGCCGGGUCCAGCCUCCUCCCGCCCAUCGCUCGAUGCUUUGAACACCAACGUCGGCGGGGGCUCAGCGCCGCAUCUACCCCAUCCACUGCACGAGCUGUCUCCCCCUCGGUCCAUCUCCGACGCAAUCGGAGCGCCUUGCGAGACUACUACAACCUCAAGCCACCCGGUGCAGGCACAUCUGCUUCCCGGGAUGCAUCUCGCUCCCGGAGUGUGCCAAGAAACACAGAUGCAGGAGACACUUCCGACAUGACCGCUCUAGCGUCAGGAACGGAGUUGGAUAGUGCAGACUUUGACCCGCAGCGCUAUGUCGACCAUCUCUUGUCAACCUCCUCGCUAGCUACAGUCCUCAAGGCAGAGAACACAUUGGUUGGGGAUAUUCGCACUCUUGACGGAGAGCGGAAGGCGCUGGUCUACGAUAACUACUCGAAGUUGAUUCGCGCUGUAGAGACAAUCGGGAAAAUGCGACGCAGUAUGGAUGAUCGUGGGGCGCCGUUGACUAUGACCAAAACGCUGGGUCCGGCUAUUGCCUUUGUUGCUGAGACUGCUGGCGGGCUCAUCAAAGAGGGCGAGGAGCAGCGGCGGCGAAUGAAAGAGGCGAAGCUGGAAGAUGAGGCUUUGAGUCAAAAGAGUGAAAAAGAUACUGUUCGGUGGGUGCUUGCUGCCCCACAGAGAUUAGAGGAGCUUUUGGCGGAGGAUAAACUAGAGGCUGCGGAGAAGGACUGGAAAGAGAUCCAGCAUUUACUUGACGCUUGGGGUGCUGUCAAGGGGGUUGCUGAGAUUCGGACGGCCUGCGAGAAAGUCAUGGACCGGGCAAGCGACGAUGACUGA